Galendromus occidentalis (western predatory mite) is the source of this 792-nucleotide messenger RNA. RefSeq lists its product as uncharacterized. The transcript has 4 exons. The record is from RefSeq and is a predicted model, not a curated record. NCBI's taxonomy places the organism in Eukaryota, Metazoa, Arthropoda, Arachnida, Mesostigmata, Phytoseiidae. The coding region runs from base 139 to 663 and encodes 174 amino acids.
CUUCCGACCGUAAGUCGAUACAGAACAUAGACCGCACUUCCAAGAGUUUCAAUCAACAAUUCUGUCGACACCCGGCAACGAUUGCCCGUCGAGUUUAUAAGCUGCGAGAUCGUAACUGAAGAAAGUUCUCGCCCCACGAUGACCACAAAUGACACAAGUACACAAUGCCCCCCCGGAAUCGCAACGAUGCUCACGUUGAUAUCGAGGGAAGCGGUGUUCACGAUUUCCGCUACGGUCGUGGGUAUAUGCGACGGUGGCUCGCUCUUGUGCACCUCUCAGACCGGACUGGACAUCUUGGAUCAAGAAAUGAUCCAUCUUAAGCACGUUCGGCCAGUCAGACUCGACGUCACCAAGAUUGCAGCCGGUACCCCUAUUCUGCUGCAGAGCAACAAGCGGGCCGAAGUCGUGGACGUCGACAAGAAGAAGGUCUACCUUCACGAUGAAGGUCGUUUCGAGUUCCUGUCUGAUUGGAGUCACUAUUUUCUUCCGAAGACGUUGCUUGAGAUCCCCGCUCAGGUAUUCGAGGUCCAACUGAACGAUCCCCAUUAUUUGAACGUCGGGGAUGAGGUGAACCUCCUGGUAUUCGCGACAAAUGUCUCCAAAAAUGCUGGGAGAUGUGACAGCAUCGUCUACAGAGCAUCUCUUUUAGAGUACACGGAUUGAACAUCGAAGCGUGGAAGUCUCCGAGCAUCCGUAAAUUUUGUGUAUUUUCAUAAGGGCCUGAGAGAAGAGGUGAAAAGAUUGUGUCUCAUCGAAAAUCUAUCAGAGGGAUGAAUGUAUAAAAAGAGGGAG